CAGACACGUGUGGUGCGAUGUCGCGGGAGGGCGCGGGGCUCUUCGCCGGCUUCCGAGUGCUCGGCCGCUUCAGCGGGCACGUCCCGCACGUCCUGCGCUACCACGGCCGGCACCGCGAGUUCUACGUGGCCACCGCCGUCGGGCGCAGCGUGCACACCUACAACCGCGCCGGAUGCCCUGGGAAUCGUUUCGCCAAAGUGCACACCGAGGUGAAGAAGCUUGGUAUUGUUUCUGUGAGUAAUGCUUUACCACAAGACAUUACAUGUUUGGCAGCAGAUCGCAUGCUGAUAUUUGCUUCAUACGACAAUAUUCUCCAUGCUUUUGCCAGGAACAAAGAGGUAGUUCAUACCUAUGAAGGUCACAAGGCAAGGAUACACCUUCUACAGCCUUUUGGUGACCAUGUCAUCUCUGUGGAUGUUGAUAAUGUUCUUAUUGUUUGGAAUAUACAGUCAGAAGAAGAGUAUCUUCAAGUGGAUUUUGAUAAAGCCACUUUUGUCGUUUCUGCAAUUCUGCAUCCCAGCACCUAUUUGAAUAAAAUUCUCCUUGGGAGUCAACAAGGAAGCUUGCAGCUGUGGAAUAUUAGAUCCAACAAACUCUUAUACUCAUUUCCAGGAUGGGGCUCCGCGGUCACAACUCUUACACAAGCUCCAGCAGUGGAUGUUGUUGCAGUCGGUCUUGUAUCUGGUCAUAUCAUUGUACAUAAUAUUAAGUUUGAUGAAACUCUGAUGAAAUUCCAACAAGACUGGGGUCCCAUCACAGCAAUAUCUUUUCGUACAGAUGGACACCCAGUAAUGGCAGCUGGCAGCCCAGUUGGACACAUUGCUUUGUGGGAUCUAGAAGACAAGAAACUGAUGUGUCAGAUGCAAGAUGCCCAUUCCACAGCAAUAGCUGGCAUGUCAUUUGUCCCUGGAGAGCCACUUCUUAUUACUAAUGGUGCUGAUAAUGCUCUACAGGUGUGGAUUUUUGAUGGACCUGGUGGUACAGGUCGUGUAUUGAGAAGCCGAAAGGGACACAGUGCACCACCAACAAAAAUCAGAUACCAUGGACAAAAUGGAGAGCAAAUUCUUAGUGCAGGUCAAGAUGGAACAUUGCAGUCCUUUUCAACAGUGCAUGACAGGUUCAAUAAAAGUUUAGGACGUGGUUCAAUUAACAAAAAGAAAUCAAAAAAGAAAGGUCUUAAGCUUGACACAAUGGCACUUCCACCAAUUACAGCCUUUGCUUCUGAAGUGGCACAUCAGAGUGACUGGGAUGGUAUUAUUGCCUGCCAUCAAGGGUAUAUAACCUGUACAACCUGGAACUAUCAGAAAACUUCCAUGGGAGCUCAUAAACUGAGGCCAGAAGAGUUUAGCAAAUACAAGCCUAUUGAUAUAUAUGCAACAGCGGUUGAUAUUACCUCAUGUGGUAACUUUGCUGUGAUUGGCAUGUCAACUGGACAGGUGGAUGUGUAUAACAUGCAGUCUGGCAUUCACAGAGGGCGUUAUGGCAAAGAAAAAGCACAUGAAGGGGCCAUUAGAGGGGUAGCAGUGGAUGGAUUAAACCAGCUGGUAAUCACAGCUGGUAAUGAAGGAUUAAUUAAAUUUUGGAAAUUCAAAACUAAAGAGCUAGUUUACUCCACUGAACUUUCUUCUUCUCCAAGUGCAAUUCUGCUUCACAGAGAUAGUGGUAUUCUGGGAAUUGCUUUUGAUGACUUCAGUAUUAGUGUUUUGGAUAUAGAAACCAGGAAGAUUGUCAGGACAUUCUCAGGACACCAUGGACGGAUUAACGACAUGACCUUCAGUCCUGAUGGUCGUUGGCUAAUAACUUCAUCAAUGGACUGCACCAUUAAGACUUGGGACCUUCCCUCUGGAUGCCUUAUAGAUUGUUUUUUGGUGGACUCUGCAGCUGUCAGCCUUACUAUGUCACCUACAGGAGAUUUUCUAGCUUCAGCACAUGUGGAUGAUCUUGGAAUUUAUUUGUGGUCAAACCGUUCUCUGUAUUCACUUGUGUCAUUACGGCCCCUUCCUGCAGAUUAUGAGCCUUCUUUGGUGACACUCCCUAGCACCUGCCCUGUGCAAGAUGAGGAUAUGUCAGGAGAAGAAGAGCCAUGUGAUGAAAUGAUAGAAUAUGUCUCCCCUGAGCAAUUGGAAGAGCAGCUGGUGACCCUUUCCUCAUUACCGGAAUCAAGGUGGAAAAACCUCCUCAGCCUUGAUGUUAUCAAGAAAAAAAAUAAACCGAGAGAGCCACCUAAAAUUCCGAAGGCAGCACCUUUCUUCAUCCCAACAGUUCCCGGUCUUAUACCCCGAUACAUUCCACCAGAGGAAGAAAAAGAUACACAGUCAAAGGUAGUAAACCUUGGAGUACUGGCACAGAAAUCUGAUUUCUACAUUCAUCUUGAAGAAGCCCUGAGCACUAAUGAAUAUAAAGUUCCACUUGACCUACUGAAAAGGUUGGGACCAUCUAAUAUUGAGAUAGAACUACGGGGUUUGGCCCCUGAAGGUGGUGGCUCAAUGAAGGUGAUGCUGAGCUUUUUGAGAAUGAUUGGGAUGAUGCUGAACAAGAAGUACAACUUUGAACUUGCUCAGGCAUACCUUGCAUUAUUUUUAAAGUUACAUCUGAAGAUUCUCUCGUCGGAGCCAAGCCUAUUGGAGGAAUUAUCCAAAUUGUCAGUGCAGCUCGAGGAAACUUGGAUUCAUUUGCAGACUCUCUUCAAUCAGAGUCUGUGUGUUUUAACAUAUAUGAAAAGUGCUCUACUGUAAAAUCCUUAAGGAUUUUUUCUGCAUAAAAUUUCCCUCAGAAUAAUAAUACAGUUUGUUACCAAAAAUACCAGAUUCCAGUCCUGCUAGGUCUUAGAAUCAUAGAAUCAUUAAGGUUAGAAAAGAGCUCCAAGACCGUCGAGUCCAACCUUUGACUGAAUACCUCCAGGUCCACCAAGCGAUAUCACUAAGUGCCACAUCUACCACAUCUGCAUGAUUUUUUGAAUACUUUCAGGGAUGGUGACUUUAUGUCUUCCCUGGGGAAGCUGUUCCAGUGCUUCUUCUGAUGCUGUAUUUUAUACAUCUGGAUAUGGCAGAGUAUUUUAGAAUGUGCAUAACUGCAUAUUUUUGUUCACUUGAGUUGGAGCAAAAAUUAAUAUGUGCAGCUAUUCAUGUUGUACUGGUUUUUGCUGUCAGUGAGCAGACAGUCAGAUUCAAGGCCAGGUUGGACAGAGCACUGAACAACCUGGUCUGUUGGAAGGUGUCUCUGCCCACGGGAUCAGGUUUGGAACUAGAUGAUAUUUAAGGUUCCUUCUAACUCAAGCCUUUCAAUGAUUCUAUGAUUUUAUGGCUAUAGAUAAUGUAGCUAGUUACCUUAGUCUUUCAUGGCAAAAACUGUAGUCAUGAAAAAAUUACCUGGAAAAAAAAAAGAGGUGGGAAUUUGAUUUCUCUGCAGGAGCCCAAAACCUAUAUUGUGUUUAAUAAAGUUAUUGUUUUUGCAAAAAUAAAAUGUCUGAAUUAUUAACAUUUUAUUAACAUUAGUUUAAAGCAAUUUAAUCUAAAAAUUGUUCUCCUCUGCAAUUAAAACACUUUUCCUAUGAAGUUUAUAAAAAUCAGUCUUUUUCUGACUUUGGCAAGCUGUGUAGCUUGCAGACAUUUGUUUCUGAACACAGAGAUUUCCAGCUGUACUACGACUAUUUGAAGUUUAAAAAACCAAACACCAAACUAAACAAACAAACAAAAAAUUUCAUUCCUUCUUCAUAAUCAGGUUUUUUGGACACUCAGUUUCUUCUGAAAAUUUUGUUUCCUUUCAUAAGAAGAAGAGAUCACCAGAAUAAAAGCUGUGAAUUUUGGGGAAUUUUUAAUUUAAUGAGAUGUGGUUUUUACAAAUUAAUAUUUAGAUUUCAAACAAUAAGAUUUGGAUAUUGUCUGGAAACUCAUGAGUGAAAUUAUCUUUAACUUUGCAUUUUGAGAGUACUUCCUCACAGCAGAAGAAUCUCCUGAACAAGGCCUUUGGUGUAUUUCACAUGCUUCAGCUACCUACACAGACUAACAGAAUAACUAAUACAAAUGUAUGCAAUUUCAAUGGGUAAACUUCAAAGAUGGGUUCAUUGCAUUUGGCACAAGACUGAAACAAGAGUGUGGUUUUGUUGUGCUGUGUAUGUGAUUUUUUUUUUCAAUGCUAUCACAUAUAACUUGUUUUAGUUAUGUAUAUUGGAACAAAUUAUCUGCAAACAAACAAACACACACAGAAUAAUCAGAGAAUCAUAGAAUGGUUUGGGUUGGAAGGGACCUUAAAGAUCAUCUGCUGUGGGCAGACACCUUCUUCUAGACCAGGUUGCUCAGGGCCACAUCCAGACUGGCCUUGGACACUUCCAGGGGUGUGUUGUCCACAAGUUCCCUGGGUAAUUUGUUCCUGUGUCUCACCACCCUCACAGGGAAGAAUUUCUUGCUAUUACCCAAUCUGACCCUACUCUUCUUGAGUCUAGAGCCAGCCCCCUAGUCUGAUCACUACAGGCCCUUGUAAAACCCCCUGAAGCUGUGUUGUAGCCCCUUUUAGCUACUGGAAGCCUGCUAUUAAGGUCACCCUGGAGCUUCCUCUUCAGGCUGUACAAUCUCAAUUCUUUCAGCCUUUCCUCAUAGGAGAGGUGUUCCAUCCCUUCAGUCAUCUUCACGAUCCUCCAUUGGACUUGCUUUGACAUGUUUCCCUCUCAGCAGUCAGUGGGAGCUUCGGCAGACUGCCACAACUUAAUCAAAUAUGGUGAGUAGUGGCUUAGCCAUUCACUCACCAGCUUCUCUGUGGUGUCCUGGUUGUUCUUUAUCCAUAACUUUGCCUCACAUAAAAGCUUGAAGGGAAUGGCAGAAUAUUAUAGAAGUUUCCAGACUGGCAUUCUAGCCAGUUAGGACAGAGAAUGUGAAGUCAGUGGGAAUAAUGAACACCUGAGGGUUUCUUACGAGGUUUACUCUGGAGAUUUAAGAAAAUCCUUUAUACUAUGCAAAUUAUUAGCUACUGGUGAUAAGGUCCUCAAGAAGCCAUUGCUUCCAUUUUCAGGAAUGCAUCUGAAGCAGUUCAAAAUCCCUCAAUGUAAUAGAUAAUAAACCUCUGAACUUAUAGGCAUUAUUAUAACUAAUUUAGAUCUUAAAGAAUUAUUUUCUGAACAAAGAAUAUUAAAAGUAAUUCAUUGUCUCCUGACUUGCCCCAGUGGAAGAAGGAACAGUAGAUAAAGAACUUUCCUCUUGGAUCAGAGUAAGGGUCUGUCAAGCCUUGUACCCUGUCUCUGGCUGCAGCAAGGAAUAAAUGCAACGGGUUUAGCAAGCUGGUCAUAUAUAAAGAGGCCUUUCUCAAGCACGUCACAGCACCUUCAGCAAACAGCUAUUUAGAUACUUUGUGACCCAGCUGUAGCCCAACAGUUGUGUUUAAUGUUCUGUGACAGACCUGUUUGUUCUCUCUGGGUUCAUCUAAUCUCUUUUAGAACCCAUUUAUCCUUCACUACAUCCUGUAGUAAUGGGACCUGCAAUUUAAUUAACAGAAGUAAUGUGUUUCUGUUCAUAUACUCCAGACCUGCUGUCUUCUAAUGUUACAUACCCUUCCUACUUCUUGAAUGUGAGGAAUAUCAGUUGUGCUCUAGUCUUCCUGAUUUACAGCCUCUCCACCACAGAGCAGUGGUGAAAGAGUUUCUAUUCAUGAAGGAAAUACUUCAUGUUACUCAGUGCACGCAUGUUUUUUCACUGGCAUACAAAAACCGUCUUUGGGCACAGUUGUUUAAAUCUCUAUGUACAAGAAAGAUUUGUCUACAAAAUUUGUGUGAAUUGUAGAGGAGGGAGGUUUUUUUAGUUCUUUUUUUCAUGGUGUACUUGAUGUAAUCAUAAGAAAAAAGGCAUACUCUGCCAGACAGGCCAUUCUUCUGAAAGCAGAAAAGGUAAUUUUUGUGAACAAUGUAUUCAUAACACAGUUGACAUAGUAUUUGCGGUCUGGAUGAUCUCAUUAAAUAUGUUUAAUUCAGUUUCUUAUACCAUACCUAGAUGUGUUUUAAGUCUUCCUGGAACACUUCAAUUGUUUCCUUCAGAAAACAGUGCUUAGAUGUGAGUGUUGUCCCACCUCCUUUAUUCUUUUGUCUUUUUCUCAGCAUUCCUAGUCAUCACUGCUAUUUCAGGGAUGUUUGGCUAUUUUUAGAACUGUAGAGUCUUACAUUAAUAGCUCUGAUUGCUUCUUUUUCUUGGCCUUUUAUUUUGUCCAUUUUAUUCCACAUCAAAACGAUGAACAACUUUUUGCCAUUAGUAAAUAACUUUUUCAGAAAUAAAAAAUAAAUUCCACCUGCUAGUGGAUGAAAGUGGGUAUUUUACCUGCUACUUCCUGUAUUUUUCCUUCACCUGAGACAUCAACGACAAUAUCUUGUGACAUAGUCAGAAGUUGUUGAUUACAAGUGGUAAGACGUGACAAUUCAAUUUGAUAGUUUGGGCUUUGCAUUACACAUAAGAACUCAUUUAGUCUGGUGCUUGUAGUGGCAUAUGCAAUGGGGUGUGGGAAAAUCAUUAGCUGGAUUAAGGAAUAUAGUAAUUAACUCUAGGUUUUCUUCUGAACAGGGUAACUACUGAAGAUUUUAGCAUUCUUACACAAUGCCAAGCCCAUCUUAAGCCAGCUCUGACUAGCAGCUUGCUGUUAGGAUUCUGCAGUAUAUCUGUAUGUCACAGCACACCUUCCAGCUUUAUCUCAAGUCUGUUACUCGCCUGUGCCUGCCUGUGUCCCUGUGCUUCGUUUUCACCACGGUCUUGGCUCUUGUGGCUUCUGAAUGUAGCUGCUGCUCUUGGCAGCUCCUGUUAGCAGCAGUCCUGUGAAGUUAGGCAUCAGAAUACUACAUGAGUUUAGCUAUUCAUCCCUCCUACUAGCACCCCAAACUCUUCUUAAGGGUUAGUGAGAUUCAUAUGUCUCAGAAGGAUUUUUGUAAACAUAGCUUACUGGAAAAAUUGGUUAUGACACUCUUUUCUUGCAACCAGUAAUGUUCCUGCUGCUUUGGAAAUGUUCCACCUCUUUGGCAUGACUGGAACUGAAAAGUCACCAGCCUGUUGUAAUGCAACAUGUCCUGUGCAGCAAAGGCUAAAGCCCAGGUAAAUGUGUUUUCAGAGUGUGUCAGAUUACAUUUUCUGUUGAACGUUGGGUUUGAUCACACAGAGUUGUGUAGACAGUCGUUCUUCACCUUCUUGAUUAACCUUUGUGUUUGCCCAUUGCUUUGGGUUGAUGAAAGGAUGAAGGAUGAUUGCCCAGUUCUCUUUGAAGAAUUCAAUUUCAACAAAAUCAAGAUAAAUGUAAGCUAUUUCAACAGUGCUUACAUCAGUGCCUAAUUGAGAUGGUUUAUUCAUGGUGCUAGAGAAAACAGCACCAUCUGUACAGAAAUCCCUGCAGCUCCCUUCAUGUGGGUGGGGAAGGACGACAACCCACUGGUGCAUAUGGAAAGGGCAGAAAUACUUCAUACCUUUUUUUUUUGCUUCAGUCUUCACAGGCAAAGACUGCUUCUGUUUUCUGUGAACACCACAGAAGGAAAGGAGUUGCCAGUAACAGGGAAGAAAUGAGAAAGAUUUAAGAGCAUAGUCACCUUAUAACCGUGGAACUCCACACAUGAACUUUUACACAAAUGCUGUCCAAUAUUAUAGCAUUGCCCAUCAGCUUUAACACAGUUGUAACACAGGAGGUCCUGGCAACUGGAUUGAGGCUGUAGUGUCCACCUUUAUAAAAGGUGAACUGGAACAUCUGGGAAACUCUUGCUUGAUAAAACUUAUCUCAGUGUCCAAAAAAAUCAUGGAGCAUAUGCUGCAUAUGCUUUUGGAAUCCAUCUCUAGUACACAAAUGGUAAGAUGAGGAAGAACAACCUGCAGAGAGUCAUGAGGGCAAAUCAUGCUCGACCAAGUUAAGUUGCCUUCUGGGAUGAAAUGGCUGGUUAGGUGGACAGAGGAAGAGCCAUGAAUUUAAUGAUAAAAUUCUGUGCAAGUACAGCAGUCUGUAAUUACUUUAUCAUAGUCAAUUAUGUGUGAAUUGCUACUCUUAAAGUCGACAGGCAUGCAUCCAGUUAAGAUUUUGAAAAUUAUAGUGCUUGUUUAUUGCAGUUUAUGGGCCAUGAACCUUUUAUAUUGUGAGCUGACUUAAGUGUCAUGUUGGGUCUAUAGCACAGAGGUGUGAAUUACUUUUGCAGUUCCCCAGUAUAAUUUGCAUUACAGAAAUUAAUUUAGCCACGUUCUAAUUAUGCCUAAUGCAUGAUUAUUUUGUUUAAUAUCCCGUAACAAAGAAGCUCAAUAAAUUAGACACAGAAUGUAGCAUAACGCUAAUGGCAUUGCAGAGAUUUGCAAUGACAUGUAGAAGAAUUAGACAUGCCUAGAAAUGUAUUUCUGGAGCAAGACUCUGCUACUUAGGCUUUGAGACAGCAGGAAUCUCAAAAUUGUACAAGAAACAGACUGGGAUGUAUCUUCUCAGGAGCCGGGGACUUAGUGUGAUUAAAUCUCAUUUCUUAGCAAGGAAAAUGUAUGAGGUGACUUAAAAAACCUGUGCAAUCAGAAGAAAGAAAAUUGUCAGUCCUCAGGAAGAGAAUGGGGAAAAAAAUCAAUCAACCAUUAGAAGUAAAAUAAUGGAGUAAACUUUAAUCCUAAGGGAUAAUGAUACUGAAAGCAGUGUGUGCUAGUGAAGGCAUACCGUAUUAGAUUCUCUGCUUCAUGUAUAUAAGAAUGAUUUUAACUGAGUCUAGUACCUGGCAUUUAAAGAUUAAAACUUGAUUAUAGCAUACAUUUGUAAACAGACUGUUUUGGCAUAACUGAGAAGGUGCUUUUCUUCUGUAACAUGCCAUUUUCCUUCAUGCUGAAAAGAGAGGCUUUGAAAAUCUGGUAAAUUUUCUUCAAGUGGAACCAUAGCACAUCUUAGAUACUCAUUCCUUAUUUAUCAUCUUGAUAUGUUGGGGGGAGGAAAUCCUGGAGCCACAGAUCAUCACAGAUGUUAUCACUAGUCUUAAGGUAACUCACCUUUAUCACUCCAAAUCCAUUUAAGACUCUGGACUAAGAAAGGCAGAUGGAGUUCUGGGAUUAUCAGAAGUUGGCCCUGUGGGUUGAUACUCAACUUAAACAUGGUCUGUGAGUCCUUGGUAUGCCUGGUCAGCCUAAACACGGACAUAAUGUGGUGACCGUGGCAUGAAAUGAAAAUGGUUCUGAUAAUAAGAUUAAUCUAACCCCAUUUGAAUUAAUCUGUAAAGAGUUGUGGGCUCAUGCCUUGGAGUGGAGUGUCAAUGUUCAGCUGAAUGCUGAUGCUGGAGAAGGAGCUAAGCCCAAAAUGUGAUAGAAAAUUCUUACCAUCUCAGAGUGUUCCAUCAGUAAGAGAAUGGUCACAGCAGCCUCUCUGAAGUUCACCUUUAACACACUAGCCCAGAUUUGUUUGCUAUUCUGGUUUAAAUACUUUUAAAGUACUGGUUACAGCCCUAACAGAGAUGCUAUGGUCUAGGUAACUAUUAGGCUGUGCUAGCUGUCUGCUUUUAAUAACUGUCAGCCCUAAGUGAACUGUCAAUUAAAAUGACAGAUUCCUGUUGAUUAGAGAUAUCUGCAGUGAAUCCCUAGUCACUGACAAGAAACAGGCUUCUACACUACAAGAUGAUCUGCUGAAUAACAGGAAAUUUUUUUUUUUUUGUUAUAAGCCAUAAAUUAAUUUACUGUCUUUCCAUAAGAAAAUAUUAUGUUAUUUUGAAAAGUGAUUGGGGUAAAAGCUUUAAAUGAGACUUUUGGAAAACUUAUGUGAGAUUGCUAAAUCCUUGAAUUGUAGUUAAUCAGGACUGAGAACUACAUUCAGAAAAGUUGUGUAACUGUUUUCUGUGCACUGGAGAACAUUAAACAAAAUAAUUCACUGCCUUUAAAUAGAAGAGGACAACUGACAGUUUCAAAUGAUGCUCCAGCCUCCUGUUCUGUUGAAAUUAGUCUACGUGGCCACAGACUUUACCUCCCACAAAUAUUAACCUAACUAGGUAUUGGAAACACGUAUAGAUAGCAACAGACAAAUGAAAACAGAUUUAAAAUCUAAUAAAAUAUACAUUUUUGUGCUUAAGAGUAUUGUGUAAUUUUUCUCCUUUUCCAGUCAGCUUUUACUUUUUUUCCAAAAAGACAUUUAGCUAUAACAAUUAUCCUCCCAAAAACAGA
Molecule: messenger RNA, 10112 nt
Organism: Myiozetetes cayanensis
Lineage: Eukaryota; Metazoa; Chordata; Aves; Passeriformes; Tyrannidae
Gene: WDR36
Product: WD repeat domain 36
Exons: 24
Coding region: 18-2735 (905 amino acids)
Biological process (GO): rRNA processing
Cellular component (GO): small-subunit processome; Pwp2p-containing subcomplex of 90S preribosome
Molecular function (GO): protein binding
Source: RefSeq, a predicted model, not a curated record